CAGAGUUGUCAGUUCCCCACUCGCGGCAUCAUGGACAACUGGAUGAGAUACCAGUUGACCGGCGAUGAGCGUUACAUCCAAGCCUUUCGUCGGCAGAAAGCACUCAAAGCAGCCCUCAUGGGUGGCAGCUUAGGGGCGAUUGGUUGCGUCAGUGCUUCCAUCAUGGCUUCACAGGUCAUGGCCAAGGAUUGGCCACCACCUACACUUCCCAAGCGCUGUGGUGCCUUUUUGCUGGGCUUUGGCGCCAUCUCUGGCAUCUACUCCUGGAUCCAAACCCGGCAUUUGGUUGGAGAGCUCACCCUGCCGCAGAUGGAGGGCAUCGAGGAGAAACCGACCAGUCAUCGGACGAUCUGACGAAAAAGUGCGAAACAUGCCGCGUGUUGGUCGAUCCUUGGAGAUGGAAAGCUGUUUGGAAGCCCAUGCGAAGCUUCUGGUUGAAGAUUUGGGUUCCAAUUGAUGGGAGACCCCUGUGUCAUGUUGAUUCUGGGGUUCUCGUGCGUUCUGAUGCCUAGCCUAGAAGGGAGUGAAGAUGAAUGAAAGGAACAACGCUCAACCGGUUCCACUAUAUAGAUGGUGUUACAAUGCGUAUAGUGUUCCGAAGCGUUCCGAAGUUCACAUUCUCAACAAUCGCGUUUGUGCGUCCAUGAUGGUCAAAGCUUAAGCCUCGCUAUUGC
This is a messenger RNA of Durusdinium trenchii, 674 nucleotides long. Lineage: Eukaryota; Dinophyceae; Suessiales; Symbiodiniaceae. The record is from the annotation of a GenBank genome assembly.